Penicillium diatomitis is the source of this 1881-nucleotide messenger RNA. Its product is annotated as ubiquitin-specific protease UBP6. The transcript has 2 exons. Gene Ontology annotation, biological process: proteasome-mediated ubiquitin-dependent protein catabolic process; regulation of proteasomal protein catabolic process; protein deubiquitination. Bases 1 to 1881 code for a protein of 626 amino acids. The record is from RefSeq and is a predicted model, not a curated record. Gene Ontology annotation, molecular function: cysteine-type deubiquitinase activity; protein binding; proteasome binding. NCBI's taxonomy places the organism in Eukaryota, Fungi, Ascomycota, Eurotiomycetes, Eurotiales, Aspergillaceae.
AUGUCUUCUAUACCGAUCAUCGUUAAGCAUGCCGGCAAGCGCCACGAAGUCGAGCUCGACCCCGAGGCUAAUGGCGAAACAUUAAAGUACCAGUUAUUUUCUUUGACUGGCGUUGAACCGGAGCGACAGAAAUUUUUGGUCAAGGGCGGACAACUCAGAGAUGACACUCCUUUGUCCUCUUUGAAGGCCAAGCCCGGGCAGGUGUUCAUGAUGAUGGGCACGCCUUCUGGAGCACAAGGAGCCGCUGAUCUUGGCCGUCCCAAGGAAGCUGUCAAGUUUUUGGAGGAUAUGACAGAGGCGGAAGUUGCACAGCAAGAGGGUGCCACUCCCGCUGGUUUGCAGAACCUGGGGAAUACGUGCUACCUCAACUCUACUCUUCAGACAUUACGGGGUGUUCCGGAAUUGCAGGAGGAACUCCAGCGAUAUCAAUCAGCCUCCAGCUCGGGCCACUCCAAUCUUGCGGAUUUGGGAAGCUUUGGCUUGAGUGGCUUGGGCGGUUCCAACGACCUGACUGCGUCUUUGCGAGAUCUAUUCAAGCAGAUGUCCGAGACACAAGAAGGCGUCCCACCCCUCAUGUUCCUGAACGCUCUACGAACCGCUUUCCCUCAGUUCGCUCAACGGGAUAGAAACGGACAUGGCUAUGCGCAACAGGACGCGGAGGAAGCGUGGUCACAGAUCGUGAAUCAAUUGCGAAAUAAACUCACGAUCUCAGGUGGCUCAGGUGACUCAUCUACUGGAGGCUCUUUCGUCGAUAAAUAUAUGGCCGGUCGUUUUGAUUCAGUGACCGAGUGUGAUGAGGCAGGUGCUAAGGAAGCGAGUGAAGAGCCGAGCAAGUCCUCCGACGUUUUCUUCAAACUCGACUGUCACAUCGGCAAGGAGACCAAUCAUCUUCACGAUGGAAUCAUGGCUGGUUUGGAGGAGCAGAUCGAGAAGCAGUCACCCACCCUCGGCCGCAACGCUCUGUACACCAAGCGGUCGCGAAUUUCUCGCCUCCCGAAAUAUCUUACUGUCCAUUUUGUGCGUUUCUUUUGGAAGCGUGAAACUCAGAAGAAAGCCAAAAUCAUGCGUAAGGUGACUUUUCCCGCCGAGCUCGAUGUCGUGGAGUUCUGUACGGAAGAGCUCCGGAACCAGCUUGUACCCAUCCGCGACAAGGUCCGUGAGAUUCGAAAGGACGAAGUCGACCUUGAGAGAUCGCGCAAACGCCAGAGACUGAGCAACCAGCGGACAGAGGACCAGAAAAAGGCUGAAGAGGCGGAUGUUGAGUCGCGCAAGGAACCGAUGCAAAAGAAGAAGGAUGCUUCUGAAGGGAAGUCCAAAGCCAGUGACAAAGACGGGGAUGUGAGCAUGGAGGAAAACUUCAAGACGGAUGCCGAGUAUGAAGCAGAAAAGUUGCAAGAGAUCACAGCUGCUAAGAAGGAACUAUACGAUUUGAUCAAGCAGCAUUCCUCUGGGGACAGCGGAAACAACCAAUCUGGCUUGUAUGAGCUUCGUGGCGUGAUCACCCAUCAGGGUGCCAGCGCCGACAGCGGUCACUAUACCGCUUAUGUUAAGAAGCAAGCGCGCAAGUCAGCCGGUCCCCAAACUGGCGACAAGCGUCGUGACGAAGAAGAGGACGGCAAGUGGUGGUGGUUCAAUGACGACAAGGUGACUGAGGUCGAGGCAGAGAAAAUCGAGACUCUUGCUGGUGGUGGUAAGUCAACAUCAUUUUCGUCCAGAAUCGGCUCCCUUGCCAGGGCUGCGCGCUUUUUGAUUCGGUUUCAAUAUCUGACACACUUCCAGGUGAAUCUCACUCAGCGCUCAUCUUGCUUUACCGAGCGAUCGAUUUGCCAACUCUCGAGCAGUGACCAUGCGAGGUACUCAGCGCCUGGGCACACGUUCUAA